AUGAGAUCUGAUAUUGGAGAACAAAAAAGUAGUGAUGCUUUUUCGAUUGACGGUUUUUCAAAUUGGAAGAAAAAGGAAAGGUUAGAUAUACAUGUUGGAAAUUUUAACAGUGCUCACAAUCAAGCUUGGAGAAGUUGCGAGGCCUUAAUGAAUCAAAAACAACAUAUUGAAGUUGCUAUCAGUAAACAAUCAGACUUGAUGAAAAGAGAAUAUAGGAUUCAUUUGACUUCAGUAAUUGAUUGUAUUCGAUACCUAUUGAAGCAAGGAUUGGCAUUUCGUGGACACGACGAGUCAAUUAAUUCAAAACAUAAAGGUAAUUUUCUUGAGCUUAUUCAUUUAGUUUCAAUACAUGAUAAAGAGUUUGAUAUGAUUCUAAAAAAUGCUCGUGGGAAUCUUAAAUUAAUGUCACCUUCAAUUCAAAAGGACAUUGUGACAGCUGCAGCUUGUGAGACCACCAAAGUUAUUGUUGAUAGUGUUAGAGAUGAUUUCUUUUCCAUUUUAAUUGAUGAAUCUCGAGAUACAUCAACUAAGGAACAAAUGUCUGUUGUUUUGCGUUAUGUUGAUAAAAAGGAAGUGUCAUUGAGCGCAUUGGAGUCAUUGUUUGCAACACAUAAUUUAAGUUUGUCAAGAGUGCGUGGACAAGGUUACGAUGGGGCUAGUAAUAUGCAAGGUGAAUUUAAUGGACUGAAAAGUUUGAUCUUGAAAGAAAAUAGUUCUGCAUUCUAUGUUCAUUGUUUUGCUCACCAACUUCAAUUAACACUUGUUGCUGUUGCCAAGAAGCAAGUUGAUGUUGGUUGUUUUUUUAGUUUGGUUAACAAUGUAUCUAACAUUGUUGGAGGUUCAUGUAAACGUCAAGAGAUUCUUAGAGAAAGUCAAAUGCUUAAAUUUCAAGAAGCUUUAUUGAAUGGUGAAAUUUCUAGUGGUUCUGGAUUUAAUCAAGAAGCUACAUUGAAACGUGCUGGAGAUACAAGAUGGGGCUCACACUAUGGUACAUUACUUAGCUUGAUCUCUUUGUUUACUUCAGUAAUUGAUGUCCUCGAAUUUGUUGAGGAAAAUGGCUCAUCAUCAGAUCAACAAAUUGAAGCUUGUCAUUUAUUGAAAAGUAUACAGUCUUUUGAAUUUAUUUUUAACUUGCACUUGAUGAAAAAUAUAUUUGGAAUUACUAAUGAUUUAUCUCAAGCAUUGCAAAGAAGUGAUCAAGAUAUUGUAAAUGCUAUAUCAUUAGUUAGAGUUUGCAAAGGCAGGUUACAAGGUAUGAGAGAUAAUGGUUGGCAUACUUUACUAAAUGAAGUAUCAUUAUUUUAUGAGAAACAAAAUAUUAGCAUUCCAAAUAUGGAUGAUGCACUCAUUACACAAGGAAGAUCGAAGCGUAAAGCUCAAAAAAUUUCAAAUCUACAUCGUUUUCAAGUUGAGUUAUUUUAUGAAGUGAUUGAUAGACAACUUCAAGAGCUUAACAAUAGAUUUAACGAGGUGAACACUGAGUUGCUUCUUUGUGUAGCAAGCUUAAAUCCAAGAGAUUCAUUUUUUGCAUUUGAUAAGGAGAAGUUGAUUCAUUUGGCUAAGUUUUAUCCAUCAGAAUUUUCUCAUGUGGAGCUUAUUGUGCUUGAUAGUCAGCUUGAGACUUUUAUCAUAGAUCUUCGGUCUGAUGAUAAAUUUUCAAAGUUAAAUGGAAUCACUGAACUUUCUGAAAUGUUGGUGAAAACUAAAAAGCAUAUUGUGUAUCCAAUGAUAUUCUUACGUUUGAGGUUAGCUUUGAUUUUACCUGUGGCAACUGCAACUGUUGAAAGAUCUUUCUCUGCCAUGAAUUUUGUGAAGAAUGGUUUACGCAAUCGCAUGGGAGAUGAGUGGUUGAAUGAUUGUUUAGUUACAUAUAUAGAGAGUGACAUAUUUGAUGAAGUGGACAAUGAAAAAAUCAUUGAACAUUUUCAAAAUAUGAAAACUCGUAGAGGACAAUUGUAA
Messenger RNA from Vicia villosa (hairy vetch), 1959 nucleotides. RefSeq lists its product as uncharacterized. The transcript has 2 exons. The record is from RefSeq and is a predicted model, not a curated record. Lineage: Eukaryota; Viridiplantae; Streptophyta; Magnoliopsida; Fabales; Fabaceae. Gene Ontology annotation, molecular function: protein dimerization activity. Bases 1 to 1959 code for a protein of 652 amino acids.